AUGACCAAUUAUAUUCUGAUGGUUCUGUUCCUGUUUUCGUAUUUUGCCAGCAUGUAUCUCCUGACAGCAAUGAGCAUGGAGAGGUGCCUGUCUGUUUUGUUCCCAGUCUGGUACCGAUGUCGCUGCCCAAAGCACUUGUCAGGCAUCAUGUGUGGGGUGCUCUGGGCUCUCGCUGGACUUUUUGUUUCUUUGGCUUUGAUUAGUUGUUAUUUCAAUAUAAACUGUAAACAGCUAUUACAAGGUAUAAGCAUUAUGAAUUUUCUCAUUUUCUCUUUGCUCCCACUCCUUUCCAACCUUUCCAUGUUCAUCAAACUCUGAUGUGGCUCACAGAGACGACAGCCAGGGAAACUCUAUGUUGCUCUCCUGCUCAGUGUGAUCUUCAUGUUAAUCUUUGGGUUUCCUCUCACUGUGGCGAUUUUUCUUGGUCAUAUUGGUAUAUGCCUGUUUAUACUUCAGAUGUCUUACCUGCUGGCAUCUCUGAACAGCAGCAUCAACCCAUUCAUUUAUUUCCUGGUGGGGAGUUGCCGGCGGCGCCGGUUCCAAGUGUCUGCUAAAGUUGCCCUCGGACGAGUGUCCCAAGAGAAAGCGAUGAGCGAGGAGGAGAGCCACGUGCCUGGGGGCACUGCGGUGGAGACCACUCUGUAA
Grus americana (Whooping crane) is the source of this 645-nucleotide messenger RNA. Its product is annotated as proto-oncogene Mas-like. Gene Ontology annotation, molecular function: G protein-coupled receptor activity. Gene Ontology annotation, biological process: G protein-coupled receptor signaling pathway. Gene Ontology annotation, cellular component: membrane. The record is from RefSeq and is a predicted model, not a curated record. The transcript has a single exon. Lineage: Eukaryota; Metazoa; Chordata; Aves; Gruiformes; Gruidae.